AAACAGCCAAUUGGGAUCUACCUUUUCAUUUAGAACCACCUACAUACCCCUACACUAUGUCGUUUGAUCCUUUUGGCUCUACAGCCACCAUUGUCGUCUUUGGAGCCUCGGGAGACUUGGCUAAGAAGAAGACCUUCCCUGCUCUCUUUGGCUUGUUCCGUGAGGGCCACUUAUCGUCCGAUGUCAAGAUCAUUGGUUAUGCCAGAUCACAUUUGGAAGAAGACGACUUCAAGAAACGUAUUUCGGCCAACUUCAAGGGCGGUAACCCCGAAACGGUGGAGCAGUUUCUCAAACUUACCUCAUAUAUCUCCGGACCAUACGACACCGAUGAAGGAUACCAAACUUUGUUGAAGUCAAUUGAAGACUAUGAAGCCGCCAAUAACGUCCUGACCCCAGAGAGACUCUUCUACUUAGCCUUGCCGCCAUCAGUGUUCACCACAGUUGCUUCGCAGUUGAAGAAGAACGUCUAUUCCGAGACUGGCAAGACAAGAAUCAUUGUUGAAAAGCCAUUUGGCCACGACUUGGAAUCUUCCAGACAAUUGCAAAAGGACUUGUCGCCUUUGUUCACCGAGGAAGAAUUAUACAGAAUUGACCAUUACUUGGGAAAGGAAAUGGUGAAAAACUUGUUGGUGUUGAGAUUUGGUAACGAGUUGUUCAACGGUGUUUGGAACAAAAACCAUAUCAAGUCGAUCCAGAUCUCGUUUAAGGAAGCCUUUGGCACCGACGGAAGAGGAGGCUAUUUCGAUUCCAUUGGAAUCGUUAGAGACGUCAUGCAGAACCAUCUCUUGCAAGUUCUUACCCUCUUGACCAUGGACAGACCUGUUUCCUUUGACCCAGAAGCCGUUAGAGACGAAAAGGUCAAGAUAUUGAAGGCUUUCGAUGCUUUGGACCCAGAAGACAUCUUGUUGGGACAAUACGGCAAGUCCGAAGACGGCUCCAAGCCUGGGUACUUGGACGACUCUACUGUUCCUAAGGACUCUAAGUGUGUAACUUACGCUGCUUUAGGUAUAAAGAUCCACAACGAAAGAUGGGAAGGUGUUCCAAUUGUUAUGAGAGCCGGUAAGGCUUUGGACGAGUCCAAGGUUGAAAUCAGAAUCCAGUUCAAGCCUGUAGCAAGAGGUAUGUUCAAGGAAAUCCAGAGAAACGAAUUGGUUAUCAGAGUGCAACCGAACGAAUCCAUAUACUUGAAGAUAAACUCCAAGAUUCCAGGAAUUUCUACUGAGACUUCCUUGACAGACUUGGACUUGACAUACUCUACCAGAUACUCAAAGGACUUCUGGAUUCCAGAGGCUUACGAAGCCUUAAUCAGAGACUGUUACUUGGGUAACCACUCCAACUUUGUCAGAGACGAUGAGUUGGAUGUUUCAUGGAAGUUGUUCACACCAUUGUUGCAGUACAUUGAAUCUGACAAGUCUCCACAGCCAGAAGUAUAUGCUUACGGAUCUAAGGGUCCUAAGGGCUUGAGAGAGUUCUUGAACAAACACGACUACAUCUUCGCCGAUGAAGGUACAUACCAAUGGCCAUUGACUACACCAAAGGUCAAGGGUAAGAUCUAGGUAAAGACGAAAAGUAUGAUAGACGUUUUUGGCGAUGAAAUGUUUAAUGUGAUCUGAUAAUAGUUUUGUUUUUUCUAUAGUUUAAUUUUGAAAGUUUGGGCAUUCAAUAUAUUGAUACGCUUUGU
This is a messenger RNA of Scheffersomyces stipitis CBS 6054, 1681 nucleotides long. RefSeq names its product glucose-6-phosphate dehydrogenase (gene ZWF1). The record is from RefSeq and is a predicted model, not a curated record. Gene Ontology annotation, cellular component: cytosol. Lineage: Eukaryota; Fungi; Ascomycota; Pichiomycetes; Serinales; Debaryomycetaceae. Gene Ontology annotation, molecular function: glucose-6-phosphate dehydrogenase activity; NADP binding. The transcript has a single exon. Gene Ontology annotation, biological process: glucose metabolic process; pentose-phosphate shunt, oxidative branch. Bases 57 to 1556 code for a protein of 499 amino acids.